AUUUCCAGGAAUUCUUUAAUAUUUUGUACUCCUUUCAGGUAUACUAUAUUAAAUGCACAAGGCCUCUACAUUGUCUGCAUCAAUCAUGAUUCAAUCUCAUCAAGCCAUGGAAGAACUGGUCCUGAAGAUUGGCUAAACACUUAUGCUGAUCUUGAAAAGGUCUAUUUUGCAGGUGACAGUUCGGGUGCUAAUAAUGCACACUUCAUGGGCUUGAGAUAUGGCCAAGAAAAACCAGAGGGUCUCAAGGUUGCGGGUAUUAUUUUGAUUCAUCCGUAUUUCUGGGCCAGUGAACCGAUCGGUGCUGAGGUUAAUCACCUAGAGAGAAGAGAAUAUGUAGAGAAAUUCUGGCGUUUUGUAUGUCCUUCAACAAGUGGGUGCGAUGAUCCGCUGUUUAAUCCUGUAGCUGAUCCCAACCUGGCGAGGCUGGGGAGCUGCAGAGUUCUGGUUUGUGUUACAGAGAAGGAUUUGUACAGAGAAAGGGGAUGGCACUAUUACGAGAAGUUGAAGAACAGUGAAUGGAGAGGCGUUGUGGAGAUUAUUGAGUCUAAAGGAGAAGAUCAUGCGUUCCAUUUGUUCAAUCCCAGUUGUGAAAAUGCUGUGGCUUUGCUCAAACAUAUUGCUUGUUUCAUCAAUCAGAAGACUCAAGAGAUGGCCUGAAAACAUAGAAGGAAAUAAAAUUUUUACCAAUUUUCAGUAAUUAACUUUUAUAUCAAUUGUAUCUUGUUAUUUGGUGCUUUUGCAAAAGCUUUUAAUUUGGCUA
This is a messenger RNA of Mangifera indica (mango), 760 nucleotides long. Its product is annotated as probable carboxylesterase 2. The transcript has a single exon. NCBI's taxonomy places the organism in Eukaryota, Viridiplantae, Streptophyta, Magnoliopsida, Sapindales, Anacardiaceae. The record is from RefSeq and is a predicted model, not a curated record. The coding region runs from base 205 to 657 and encodes 150 amino acids. Gene Ontology annotation, molecular function: hydrolase activity.